AUCCAAACAAAUCCAAACAAUGGCGCUAGCUUAUUUGACACCGGUUACAAACUUGUAACAGUUUUACCUGGAACAUACAACAUUUAAAAGUGUGGAAUGCACAAAAACUAUUUAUAAGCACUACGGAGUUUCGAACAACAUUCCGAACAACGCUGUCAAGUUUUCUUUCUGCACAAACCUCUUGUUUAAAGUUGGAAGGUUGGAAGACCCAGCGGGAGGUAUCGCUAUGGCUGACGCAAAAGUGGAAAGCAAGCGGACAGAAUGCCAUAAACGAAAUGGACACGGAAAAACCGACAGUAUCUUGCCGGUGCCUCUGGACAGAAAGAUGUAUGGGCACUUGCGUAAAAGUAGCGAUACUACGGAGUUCAAAGAAAUGUCAAAGGUGGACGCCCAGGUCAACCUCGGGCAGGAACUGGACAAGCUACUCCGUACGGCAAAAACGUCGGAGAAGGAGCUGGUAGAGCACGAAUUCCGAGGGUUCCGUAGGCUGUUUGAAAAAUUUGUCAGGGACACCGGGCCGUCCGUGCAAUGGGACGCCAUCGAACCACCUCCGUCGGAUACGGUGAUCCCGUACGAUAUGCUCAAAUCUCCGGCCCCGGAGGCCAUCAAGGACAUGAUGAACAAGCUGGUGGUUGUCAAGCUCAACGGCGGCCUCGGGACAAGCAUGGGGUGCAAGGGUCCAAAGUCCAUCAUCCCCGUACGGAACGAGCUCACAUUCCUCGACAUGACAGUCCAACAGAUAGAGCACUUAAAUCGUACGUACGGAUGCAACAUGCCGCUGGUGCUGAUGAACUCGUUCAACACCGACGAAGACACCUCCAAGGUGCUGCGCAAGUAUAAAGGGUUUAAGGUGAAGAUCUACACCUUCAUGCAAAGCAGGUACCCCAGAAUCAACAAGGAAACUCUACUUCCUGUUGCCUCAUCCUUGUCGUCUGCAGACGUUGAGGCGUUUUACCCCCCUGGACACGGUGACUUUUACACUUCCUUCUGCCAAUCUGGUCUCCUCGAACACUUCAUCAGGGAAGGUCGCGAAUACUGUUUCAUUUCCAAUAUCGACAACCUGGGCGCCACGGUUGACCUCAACAUUAUGAGUAUGCUGGUCUCACCAAAUACAACUUCUUUACCGGACUUUGUAAUGGAGGUCACGGACAAGACCAGGGCAGAUGUCAAGGGUGGCACACUCAUUCAGUACCAGGGACGGUUGCGACUCCUAGAGUUAGCCCAGGUGCCCAAGGAGAAUGUGGACGAAUUUAAGAGCGUGAAAAAAUUCAAGAUCUUCAACACUAACAACCUGUGGAUGAGGCUGAAUAGUAUAUCCGAACUCGUCAGCAGCGGAGCUAUCGACAUGGAAGUAAUUGUUAAUAAUAAGACAUUAGAUUCGGGCGUCAACGUAAUCCAGUUGGAAACUGCCGCUGGUGCAGCCAUGAAGGAUUUCAACUAUGCCAUAGGGAUCAAUGUCCCGCGGAGUCGUUUCCUGCCCGUGAAGAAGACGUCCGACCUCUUGCUGGUCAUGAGCAACUUGUACAGCAUGAAGAGUGGCAGCUUAGUCAUGAGUCCCCUGCGUGCUUUUCCCAGUGUUCCCCUGGUCAAGCUCGGAGACCACACGUUUGGAAAGGUGCGGGACUUUUUGAGCCGAUUCGCCAGCAUUCCGGACAUCCUGGAGCUGGACCACCUCACCGUGUCCGGAGACGUCACCUUCGGGAAAGGCGUGGUGCUGCGGGGCACGGUGAUAAUCAUAGCAAACCACGGGGAGCGGAUAGACAUCCCCAGCUGCGCGCUCUUGGAGAACAAGAUCGUGUCCGGAAACCUUCGGAUCCUGGAUCACUGAGGACGGUGCUGUCAACUUAACGAGAGUACCUCGGCCUCUCAAGUUUGCUCAUUACGGUGGUGUAAUCAGAAAGUAUACCGGUACGAUAACCGGAACAAUGACAAAGCAUGGUCACGAUUGCACACGCAGAUACAACGUUUUAAGGGACAGUGGCAAUCCUCUGCUGUGCCGCAAUGAUUGAAUUAAUUACCAAGAUAGUGUGGGACUUCCGGUGAUCUGAUAAAAUGAGUCGAUGUUUGGAUUGGUACACCAUACUCUCGUGCUCGGAGCACUGAUAGGGAAAUUGUUGACGAAGUGCCAUGUCACUAGUCUAACGGUCCUGUGCCAUUUAAUGACUUUUAGAAGAUGCUUUUUAGUUACUGUUAAAUGUAACCUUUGCAUGGUUCUACACAAAUAUUUACACAAUGGCAGCACUUUGCUGCGUGUUCUGUGGUCGUUUGUUACCUAGAAACGAAAUAAAAGCUUGUCUGUUGGCUA
Messenger RNA from Ornithodoros turicata, 2305 nucleotides. It is a transcript of the gene UGP, whose product is annotated as UTP--glucose-1-phosphate uridylyltransferase-like. Gene Ontology annotation, biological process: UDP-alpha-D-glucose metabolic process; glycogen metabolic process. Lineage: Eukaryota; Metazoa; Arthropoda; Arachnida; Ixodida; Argasidae. Gene Ontology annotation, cellular component: cytoplasm. The transcript has 16 exons. Gene Ontology annotation, molecular function: UTP:glucose-1-phosphate uridylyltransferase activity. The record is from RefSeq and is a predicted model, not a curated record. Bases 227 to 1828 code for a protein of 533 amino acids.